Macrobrachium nipponense is the source of this 1101-nucleotide messenger RNA. RefSeq lists its product as uncharacterized. The record is from RefSeq and is a predicted model, not a curated record. The coding region runs from base 75 to 968 and encodes 297 amino acids. The transcript is spliced from 2 exons. Lineage: Eukaryota; Metazoa; Arthropoda; Malacostraca; Decapoda; Palaemonidae.
UUAAUAUGAAGUACACCUCUGGUAGAAACUAAUGUAAGUAUUCCUUCACUGUUUUGCAGGGUCUGUAGUGAAGAAUGGCUUGGAAAUGUGCAACUGCAUCCUAUGAGAGCUAUUUGAGGAAAGUUAUGAGUCAGUGUGACAGAGUGCCUAUAGAUGUCAUUCGCCCACUAAUAUCAAGUUUACUUGAAGACGGCGAGGAUUUACAAGAGCAGAGCUGCUGCACAAAAUGUUGUACUCCCUGGAAAGCAGGACUUUCCAGAUUCCGCCUUCUGAAGCGCCCCAAGAUGAGUCGGCUUAUUAAAGUCUUGCUGAGGAAGCAACGAAAAAAUGUGAAAAGGCUAAAGAAUAGUGAGAAGCUCCGACUCUCGCUCUACCGUACUCAGAGGAAUACCCUGGAAAUUGUGUGCUUGGUGUGUAAAGAGAAGUUUAAGGUAUAUUGCUCUCUACCUGAAGAUAUGAAGAAGUCAUUACCUGUGAGAGAGACAAGGAAAACAAUAGACAAAACUUUGAACGUUAGUAUGUUAACGGAUAAAAAGAAAAAGAAAAAGAAAAGAGUCAAAGAGCUGAAUGCUGGUUUGCUAAUAUCAUUACCAAGUAGUGAGCAUCAUACAAAACUGAAGAAAAGGAAACACCAAGAAGAGCUUGCAGGAGGCAAACCGCCAGGAAUAACGGAAAUAUCAUCACAACGAGAGAAUCUUAGAAACGGUAUUUCUGGGGAAAGCAAAGGUAACUCUAAUAUUGGCGAGACAUAUUUGAAAAAGGAUGUGGUUGAAAGGAUAGUUGACACUGUACCUGUUGAAAAGGUUUCAAAUGUUCCGAGUGGUUUAUUAGUGAGUGAAAAAUUUAAAACCAGGAGGAAGGAGAGAGACUUUUUGAAUAAAACAAUUAAGUUAAAAAUGGAAAAUGAUGCAGCUAGGGUGCUGAAAAAUAAAACUGCUCUUGGUGACUUUCUAUCAUCUUUGAUUUAGAGUGGUUGAAAGCUCAUAAUAUAGUUAUUAUUAUUUUUCAGAUUUAUAAUAAAAUUUACUUUCAUUGUAACUAAUGUGAAUUAUUUUCCAAUGUUGUUAAUUGAAGAACUUUGUAUAAAGAUAGUGUGUGUCA